Molecule: messenger RNA, 666 nt
Organism: Solanum stenotomum
Lineage: Eukaryota; Viridiplantae; Streptophyta; Magnoliopsida; Solanales; Solanaceae
Exons: 1
Coding region: 1-666 (221 amino acids)
Source: RefSeq, a predicted model, not a curated record
AUGGUAGAAACAAAGGAUGAUGAGAUUGAGGUUAUUGGAGAGUCUAAAAAUGCUACAAAGAAGGAAGCAGAGGUAACCCAAAAGGUUGUUCCCAUGCCUAGACCUCUACCUCCAUUCCCACAGAGGUUAGUGCAAAAGACCGAAGAAGGAAAAUAUCACAGGUUUAUAACUAUGUUGAAACAACUUUCCAUCAAUGUCCCGUUGAUUGAAGCUUUGGAGCAAAUGCAUGGGUAUGCAAAGAUCAUGAAGGACUUGGUGACCAAAAAGAGGGUUGUCAGUUGUGAGAAUAAUGAGAGGUUGCAGCAUUGUAGUACCAUUUCUAUAAGAUCAUUGGUGCAAAAGAAAGAGGAUCCUGGAGCAUUCAUUAUUCUGUGCACCAUCGGUAAGAUUCACUUUUCAAAGGCCUUAUGUGAUUUAGGAGCCAGCAUUAAUCUGAUUCCAUUUUCUAUCUACAAGAAGUUAGGUUUAGGGGCUCCAAAUUCAACUGCGAUGCGGCUACUCAUUGUCAAUAGAACUGUGAAGAAGCCCAUUGGUGUUCUCCAAGAUGUCCUUGUGAAGGUGGGGUCAUUCAUUUUACAGGUGGACUUUGUGAUACUAGAUUGUGAAGUUGACUUUGAGGUUCCCAUAAACUUAGGGAGACCAUUCCUUGCUACUGGCGUGCCUUAG